Messenger RNA from Camelina sativa (false flax), 696 nucleotides. Lineage: Eukaryota; Viridiplantae; Streptophyta; Magnoliopsida; Brassicales; Brassicaceae. The record is from RefSeq and is a predicted model, not a curated record.
GGUUUAGAUCGGUUAAGGAUCUAAGUUGACUCUUGGAUUUUUUUUUUUUUGACCUCUCUCUCUCUCUCUCUCUCGCAAUCGCACCAGACAUCGUCGACGCUUUGACCUCUCGCUCGCUCGCAAUCUCUUCUACUAAGUGAACCGCUCAUAAUUUAGGGUUUCGAGAUUCUUCUCUCGCAAGCUCCUCCUGUACCUAUAUGGUUAGCAACAAUUCUGGCGGAUCAAGUCUCUUAAGUCAUAAAAGCCAUAAGAUUAACUAGUAUAGGCCCAAUGGCGGACAAUACUUCACCUGAAGCUUCUCCUUCUCAGCCACCGCUCUUUCUGGAGGUUUUUUGUGAAGUUUCUGGUAAGGAAUACAGAUUCACGAACGGGACAAAGGCGAACUUUGCUGUCUCUGUGAUCAACAGGAAACUUGGUUCGUUAAAACCUCGUGUAGUUUUCAUCGAAGCAGCAAAGGAAGGUGAAGAGCCCAUCAGUUUUGGGGAUGAUGCUUCUCUUGUCAGUUAUGGACAUGGCUGGAAGUUGAAGACAGUGGUUGAUUCUGAUUUUCCUGGAACUGAGAGAUACAAUCUACCACAGCACUUUCCUUCUGUGAUAUCUAUGGGUUCCACAGAUUCAAAGUACACAAAGCAUUCAAAACCAGAAAUUGGAGAACAAAGUCUCAAAUACAUUGGAAGAAUNGCUAUAUAUUGCUAA